UAAUUAUAGAACAGUGCCUGCAACAAGUUUUCUUCAACAGCGUAAACGUUUCACCGCGCGUGCAGUAUAACUUUCUCAACAGUAGUUCGAUCAAAAGAAACGAGCGUUUCGUUUUUUCGUCGGGUUUCGGCACAAAAACCGAGCUUCAGCCUUGAAUUGGUCGCGUCUGCAGUCGACCUUUCAACACUUCAACUACGUCGGGCCGCACGCGCCUCCGUCAACAAUGCGAAGGCGCGCUGAAAAUUUCCCGCUGGCCUAGCAGGGAAAAUUGUAGCCUGACCUUCAUCCUCAUGUUCUCGACCGAAAGCUUUCAUCCAGCCCACAAUACGUAGGCUUGAUCGAACCAUCAGAGAAGAUUGAAGAUGAUGGAUCCGCCUCGACAUGCCUGUCGAGGUCGGCCAAUGGUGUGUCCAGGACCGUGCAAUCCACUAAAAGCUCAUCAUCACCAUCAUCACCGUCAUCAUCAUCAUCGUCAGAAACUCGACAUGACGAAAAUUGUCACUCCAGGAAAAGACAUACUCUUGCCGGAUGAGUUUUCUCAAAUAACGCUGCUAAAAUCUUUAAAGACAGAAGAUUCUGUUACAUCUGUGACUUCGAAAGACGAUUUAUCAAUCUCCACAACCUCAUCCUCCACCAAAAUCGCUGUGAUCAGAAUCCCGAAAACUUCUCAAUCCAGAAAAACCCACAUCCCUGCGGGAUACAUAUCACAAAUCUUGUCGCCGGACAAACUGGAGAUGCUCGGACAACCGUCGAAACCGAGAACAGAGAAGAUGAGCGAGUUGAUUCCUUUAAGAAAAAUUGAAUCGCCGAUCCCAGAAGCGAGAACGACAAUCCAACCGAAGGAAACAGCUGCGAGGACAACACCGUAUCAGGCACCAAGGAAUUAUUUGAAUAACGUAAUAUGCCCGAUUAUGAUGAGACUGUACAGAUUAACGCUGAAGAUAAUGUCGCCUCUUUGUCUGUGUCUGACGAUCCUGAUGAUCUACGUAGGAAUUCACGUAUUAUUGGCUGUAAUCGCGCGAACAUCUGCGUACCAGUUUUUCAUGUCCAGUCAGAUCUGCGGGGUCCUCGCGUUUCUUAUGUGGCAACUGACCGGCACGAUACUAAUCUGAGCCACGCGAAUAGAUAAUGCGCCGAGAUAAACUCGCUGCCAGACAAACACCGAAAUUGAUUGACGUGUCUUAUACUAAUUUAUCACAAUUACAUAUACAUACGUAAAACGG
This is a messenger RNA of Cyphomyrmex costatus, 1223 nucleotides long. RefSeq lists its product as uncharacterized. The transcript has 3 exons. Bases 363 to 1112 code for a protein of 249 amino acids. The record is from RefSeq and is a predicted model, not a curated record. NCBI's taxonomy places the organism in Eukaryota, Metazoa, Arthropoda, Insecta, Hymenoptera, Formicidae.